AAAGACGGAACACCGUAUUAAAAGGAGGAAUUUUACGUUUAUUCUUUGGAAGAAUAUUCUGAAACUGUCGAACAUACUGUGUCGUCAGAAAUGAACGUGCAUUAAAGUCUGCAAAUUUUGUCCUACGAGUGUUUUACGAUUGCGGAUUACGACAGUUAAUCGUUUUCUUCCUGUUGCCUUAACUGAGAAAUGAGAUGCGAAUAAAUCGAUUACAUUUCUCCUGAAAAUCACCGCUCGCUGAACUCACCACAGGUCACGUGCAGACAGUGAUAUUGUUGUCUGUCUCCUAAAAAUCAACAUUCAGUAUGGUGGAUGAGAAAAAAAUGUCGUCAUUAUAAGGAAGGAUUUAAUUGGAAACUAAUAUCAUUAAUGGAAAAGGACAGCACAAAAAGUAUGUCACCGCAAGCUCGUUUCGAAGAGCAGUUUGCCCCUUUGAAAGUUGCUGACGAAACCAUAGACGCGCUUGACCUGACGCCGGCCAUUUCUGAGGAACAUGAACCGGAAAUUGAUCGUCCACCAGUACAGAUUGUUUGGCGGAACGCGAUACUGAUGGGGUCGUUACAUCUUGCUGCGCUAUAUGGACUGUAUCUCAUACCAAAUGCGAAGAUAUCAACACUUGUUUGGGCAUAUUUUCUGUACAUUAUUGGGGGACUUGGUAUUACGGCCGGUGCUCACAGACUAUGGGCUCACAGGUCGUACAGGGCGCGGCUGCCAAUGAGGAUCGUACUUGUCGUAUUCAACUCUUUGGCUUUCCAGAAUGACGUCAUAGAAUGGGCGAGAGAUCAUAGGGUUCAUCACAAAUUUUCGGAAACGAAUGCCGAUCCCCAUAAUGCAAAACGCGGGUUCUUCUUCGCUCACGUGGGAUGGUUACUAGUAAGAAAACACCCGGAUGUAAAAAGUAAAGGGAAACUCCUUGACGUGUCUGAUCUGAUGAAAGAUCCUGUUCUCCGUUUUCAGCGGAGGUUUUACCUACCAUCUGUGAUAGUGCUGUGUUUCCUCAUCCCAACGAUUGUACCAGUGUUUUGUUGGAGUGAAUCAGUUAUCAACGCGUAUUUCAUAUGUGCCACAUUAAGGUAUAUAGUCACACUAAAUUUCACAUGGCUUGUUAACAGUCUUGCUCACAUGUGGGGUAUGAGACCGUACGAUGUAAAUAUCAACCCAGCAGAGAAUGUUUUCGUCGCCAUGGUUAGCGCGGGAGAGGGAUUCCAUAAUUACCACCAUACUUUUCCACAAGACUAUUCGACGUCAGAAUUUGGAUGGUGUCUGAACAUCACAAAAUUCUUUAUAGAUAUCUGUGCUGUCUUCGGUCUAGCGUGCGACCGGAAAACCAUUCCAAAAGAAAUAGUCGAGCAGAGACGGCUGCGAACUGGAGAUACACGUGUACUUAAUGCGGAGCUGAAACAGGAAUAAAUGUUGGGAACGACUAUGGUGCUAGCCGUUUCUAGAAUGGGAACUUUUAUUCUUUUAGCAUUUGCUUUGUUGACUUAAUCAUACAUUUUUACGUCGUUGAGUAGGGGACCCCAGGACGCAAGUUCCGCUUCAUUAGUCAGUUCCAGAAUAAAGCUGUUCGGAAUAAACCAAUCAAAUGAUGGAGUAGAGAGAUCGAUCUCCAGCUCAGCUUCAUGGAUUUGAAGCACGUACAUUGUGUAUAACAAUUAAACAGCAUAAUUUAUGGUCUAACAUAUGAAUUGAAAUUUAAUAAAAGAAAUGGUACCUAUU
Molecule: messenger RNA, 1719 nt
Organism: Mercenaria mercenaria
Lineage: Eukaryota; Metazoa; Mollusca; Bivalvia; Venerida; Veneridae
Product: stearoyl-CoA desaturase 5-like
Exons: 5
Coding region: 313-1410 (365 amino acids)
Biological process (GO): unsaturated fatty acid biosynthetic process
Cellular component (GO): endoplasmic reticulum membrane
Molecular function (GO): iron ion binding; stearoyl-CoA 9-desaturase activity
Source: RefSeq, a predicted model, not a curated record